AGAUGGUAGAGUCCAAUGUCCUCUGUGUGGUGUGUGUAGCAAAGGCCACAGCUUGCUGCCAACUUUAAGCAACCAUGGUCAACUUUGCAGCCUUUGCCCGUGAGCACUGGAUGAACUUAUUGGUGCCCAUGGGUUUUGUCAUCGGUUGGUACUUGGACAAAACACAGGACCAGAAGCUGACAGCUUUCCGGAACAAAAGCGCUUUAUACAGCAGGGAGCUGAAGCCUGGCGAGGAGGUGACUUGGAAGUAGACUUCCCAACGCCGGUGUACGUCUUCUGUGUCUGUGGUGUGAAUGACUCAUGGGUGCCCCUUAAAUGAGACUACUUAAUUAUUCUCACAUUCAUACAUCUUUGUUUUGAGUUGUAUCAACUAACAAUAAAUGUACUUCACCAUCAAAGACAA
This is a messenger RNA of Dunckerocampus dactyliophorus (ringed pipefish), 403 nucleotides long. RefSeq names its product NADH dehydrogenase [ubiquinone] 1 beta subcomplex subunit 1-like. NCBI's taxonomy places the organism in Eukaryota, Metazoa, Chordata, Actinopteri, Syngnathiformes, Syngnathidae. Gene Ontology annotation, cellular component: mitochondrion. The transcript is spliced from 3 exons. Bases 75 to 251 code for a protein of 58 amino acids. The record is from RefSeq and is a predicted model, not a curated record.